Molecule: messenger RNA, 303 nt
Organism: Didymodactylos carnosus
Lineage: Eukaryota; Metazoa; Rotifera; Eurotatoria; Philodinida; Philodinidae
Source: the annotation of a GenBank genome assembly
AUGGUUAAAUACCAGAAUAUCAUUCCAUUAAGUGUCAAUUAUCACUUAACAAGAGCUUGUAACUACAAAUGUAAGUUUUGUUUUCAUAUGGCAAUUACAAGUGAUGUUCUUCCAUUAGUACAAUCGAAACGUGGAAUUAAAAUGCUCUAUGAUGCCGGUAUGAAGAAGAUCAAUUUUAGUGGUGGUGAACCAUUUUGUAUUCAACGAGGAAAUUUUGUUGGUGACUUAGUCAAAUUUUCAAAAGAACUUGGUUUAGCCACAAGCAUUGUUUCAAAUGGUAGCCUUACAUGGCAACAUCAUUAA